Molecule: messenger RNA, 864 nt
Organism: Chrysoperla carnea
Lineage: Eukaryota; Metazoa; Arthropoda; Insecta; Neuroptera; Chrysopidae
Gene: Osi20
Exons: 4
Coding region: 1-801 (266 amino acids)
Source: RefSeq, a predicted model, not a curated record
AUGCAUUGUAGUGCAGCAUAUAUUGUUGCAAUUGUGAUAACUUUAUGUUUAACAAUUAAUGCUGAUAAUAAUGUUAACAUUAAUGAUGUAAAUACUGAUAAUCUAAUGAUAAGAACAAAUAAUAAAGAAGAUCUUGUGACGUCAGUGAUUAAUGAGUGCUCAUCGUUAACAUGCGUUAAAGAUAAAUUUUUAAGUUAUUUGGAUUCAUUGUUGGGAUUUGAUGAAGAUGAAAGCAGAAAUUAUCAGAAUGAAAAUUUAGACGAACAAAUUUUCAAUAGGAUGGCUAGACUUUUAACUGCAAGAAAAUACAGCUUUAAUUUUGGUGGCAUACUAUUUUCUUAUAACCCCAAAAGUGGAAUUGAUUUAGAUUUACCCGCUGAAAAUGAUGAAGAUCAAGCUACUUCCCAAGCAAGGGGACUCCUUAAGAAAAAGCUUUUAUUGCCAAUUUUGUUAUUAUUAAAAUUGAAACUAAAAGCUCUAACACCAAUUAUUCUACUUGCCACAGCAUUAAAAUCAUUUAAAGCCUUAGUAAUGAGUAAACUUGCAUUGCUUGGAGUAAUUGGCUUCUUGGUCUAUGAAUUGGUUCUUAAAAAAGGCGGUAUGAAACCUCCAGCAAUGAUGACCGUUGAAAGCACAACACCUGAUUCAUAUGAUCCAACAUGGAAUCAAGAUAACGGUGGUCCAUAUUCACGUGUAUGGACGUCGGCUAGCAAUUCAAACAGUGGAGAUUCAUCACACAACCUUGCAUAUUCAGCAUACUAUCCCGUUCACAGUGGCAUUUCUACAAGAUCACCACCAUAACAAUCAUAAAAAUAGUUAAUUUAUUUAUUUUUAAUAUUAUUCGAAUUAUAGAACAACAAAAAA